AUGGAAAUAAUGUCCGAUAGAGAAAAUAUUACUGACCAAGAAAAUAUUGACGAAUUUCAAAUUGAAGAAGUUUCCACUUAUCCAAUAAACAAUAAUAUUUUGUAUCGUGAACGUGUAAAUAAAGUCACUAAACGUAGCUUCAACUAUGUAAUUAUAAAAGAAGGUGUUUAUCCUAAUGGAACUCAAACUGGACCAAAGAGUCUACAAGAUUCAGUAAUUUGUAGUAGUACCAGCAACAACAAACGAAAAAAAAGACCAGUUCAACAAUAUAAGAUUCCACAUGGUUAUAUUGUAGAAACAACUUGGGGACGUGCAUCCAAAAAGAAGACUAUUCGUUGUGAAAUUGAUUAUAUUAAUGAAAUACCACAAUUUCGUAUUAAAUAUGGCUCCAACUUUCAAUAUGUUGUUUUUUCUAGCAAAUCUCCAUCUGAUGUAGCAUAUAAUUAUGAGAGUGCUUUAAAACCAGAAACAAAAGCUACUCUUUCAGGUCCUCUUGUGUUUGGAUUACAAUUAAAAAGUGUAAAAAAAGCAUGUGAAUCCAGGAAAAGAGGCAAUUUAAUUAAACCAGCCAUUAAUUGUACUUCAUCAACGCUUGAAAAACGUGCAAAAAAAAUUGCAUCAAAAGUGCUGGCUAGUUUUAAUAAUGAUAUCAGAGGAGUUUAUCACCAAUCUGACGAAAUUGUAUUAAAAUCAGUUGAAUUUUCAGUUAAUAAACUGGAUUUUCAAUUAGAUUACGAAGAAGUACUUCAACCAAUUAUUAAGGAUAUUCAAGAACUUGGGCAUGGAUAUGAAUUAGAAAUUAAUAAUCAACGCAUCAAACGGGAGAUUAAAUUUUUAAUUACUACAUUUAAUGAAUACGAUUAUGCACGUCACGUGCAUUGGAGAAUAAUUAGAGAGCGUGAUAAUCCUAAAACCACUUUCCCCGUAGUAUUUUUAUCUAAAUACGAGGAAUAUUUGACGAUUGAUAUAGUAGAUAAUUUAUAUUUUUAUUAUAAUAUAUCGUCUCGUUUUUCAUCUCAUUCGAGUAAUAAUUCUUUAAUUGAAAAUUUUACAAUUGAUUCUACAACUUCAAUUGAUAAUUCUACCACUUUGUUAAGUGAAAAUUCUACAAUUUCAAUUGAUGAUUCUACAACUUCAAUUGGUUCGUUAAAUGAAGAUUCUACAAUUUCAAUUGAUGAUUCUACAACUUCAAUUGGUUUGUUAAAUGAAAAUCUAUCCCUUACAUCGCCUCCACCGGCUUACUCUUUAUCAUAUAAUUCAUUUUAUAUUUCCUCUAACUUUUCUAAUAUAACUCAUAAUACAACUAUAAAUAUCUCGGAAAAUCGUCAAUCAAUAAUAGAUCAACAAUCUGUUACUAAUGAUAGAAUACAUUUUUUUCCAUCUUUUCUUUCAAAUAUUCCUCCUCCACCGCCUCCGCCUACAUAUCAAGAAGCUCUUGACGAUGAUAGAGUAUUAUUUGUUGAAGGAAGAGACCAAUUUGGUAAUGAACAAGUUUACUUUGGUAUGGGAAGAAGAGGCAGCGUGAUUAGAGGGUGGCUGUAA
Molecule: messenger RNA, 1542 nt
Organism: Rhizophagus irregularis DAOM 181602=DAOM 197198
Lineage: Eukaryota; Fungi; Glomeromycota; Glomeromycetes; Glomerales; Glomeraceae
Source: RefSeq, a predicted model, not a curated record